CGCGCGCAGAGGCAGCGCUUGUAUGUGCCGCUCUUUGCUCUACCGCGACCGACACGGUGUCCGUAACUGGUGUUCGGAAAAUUGUGCAUGUGCGUUUUCCGACGAGAGCAGUGUGUGUGCUAGUGAGAUGUGCUGUUGUUUUCUAGGAUCGGUUUAUACGCAGAACAUCAUCUAGUACGAAUGAGAACAAAGUGCUUAAGUGCAAAAUUAUAAAGAAACAAUCACUUAUUGGCCUGUAGAUAAUCUUAAAAUUAACAAUCACAGCCAAUAAAUUGCAACGAGCGCGCUUGCUGCCGCGCCGUUGUCGUCAACUAAAUAUCUGUAGACAGUCGCGUCGCGCGCGGUUCCUUCUCCUGUCGCUGAAGCUGUCAGUGCUUGCCGGAGUCGCGCGACUCGGCCGGCACGCCCCGACAUAGCCGUGGAUAACCUCGGCCAAAGCCCCCUUCCGGUGAAGAGGCUGCACGAAGCGCUUCAGAGUGCGCAAGUGAAGCGCCAGCGGCUCUCCCCUCCGUAUCCCGCACCCCCCGCGCCCCUUCACCCAAUACACCAACUCGCCGUACACCAACAUAUCAAAGUGCAGCAAAGCAUAGUGCAACAGAGCAUCGUGCAGCAACAUCAACUGAAUCUGGCCCACCAGUCGUUGCAGAACCUGCAAGCGCAAAGUUUGCAAGCCGCUCAGCAAAGCCUUCAAGCGGCACAGAGUCUGCAGGCUGCUCAAGGGCUGCAAUCAGCUCAGAGCCCAGCGGCUACAGGCGGCGCAGGCACGCAGCAGGCGACAGGAGCAACACAAGGCGCGCUGGUGCCGCCGCAGCAACCAUCACCGCGGGCCGCUUCUCCGCAACAUAAGAGCAUGGAGCUUGCACUGUGCCAGAGUAUGGAUUCCGUCAAUACCGCAACCACUGAGGAAGAGGUGCGGACGCUGUUCGUGAGUGGACUGCCCAUGGACGCCAAGCCAAGGGAACUCUAUCUGCUGUUUCGAGCUUACGAAGGAUACGAAGGUUCGCUGCUGAAGGUUACUAGCAAAAAUGGAAAAACAGCAUCCCCGGUCGGUUUCGUCACGUUUCACACUCGGGCCGGAGCUGAGGCCGCUAAGCAAGAUCUUCAGCAGGGCGUCCGGUUCGACCCCGACAUGCCGCAAACGAUUCGGCUGGAGUUCGCUAAAAGCAACACGAAGGUCAGCAAGCCGAAGCCGGCAGUUGCCACAGCCGCGCCAGCUGCACACCCCGCAUUGAUGCACCCACUCACUGGACACUUAGCCAGUCCCUUCUUCCCUGGAGGGGGCGCUGAGCUGUGGCAUCACCCGUUAGCUUACGGAGGGGAGCUGCCGACAUUGUCGCACGGGCUGGUCCAUCCCGCCAUCCAUCCUCAGAUGGCGCCCACCCCCUUGACGCUAGGCGCAUGCGUACUACCAGCCCCAGCGCUGGGCUCGCCGGGAGCCGCGGUCCCGGCGCAUGCGCCCGCGCCGCCCGCGCACCCCGCGCACCCCGCGCACCCUGCGCCUCCCUGCUCGACGCUCUUUGUCGCUAACCUCGGACAAUUCGUCUCCGAGCACGAACUCAAAGAGAUAUUCAGCAGCUGCCCGGGUUUCUCGCGACUGCGGCUUCUGACGGCCGGUAGCGGCGGCGGCUCUGGUCCGGUCGCGUUCGUCGACUUCGUUACCCCGAGCGACGCGGCGACCGCCAUGGCCCGCCUGCAGGGCGCUCUGCUCCUCAGCUCAGAGGGGGCCAUCCACCUCGAAUUCGCGAGGCAUAAGUUGGCACACAACGGCUGGAUACUCGCACACGAACAGGGAGCCAAAGGCGGAGAAGAGGGCGAACAGCAUUAACUCGUUCGUGGCACUCGGCACUUGACAACCGGCCAACUGAGCGGCGCCGCGCUGCGCGUGCGCGUGCGCGGCGCGCGGCGGCGGCGGCUGAACGUUUGUUGGCAAAACGCUCUCCUCGUUUAUGUUUUUCAUCUGUAGCGUCAGGGGUGUGAUGUAAUUUGUUGAUACCAAAUUUAGCGUAAAUUUUUAUUAUAUUAACAUUCCAGUUUAAUUGUUUACCGUUCACGAUGAAAAUAUUAUUUGAAAUUAUUAUUAACUUUUAUUGUAUAACGUGUUUAUUUAAUUCAUUUUUUUUAUGUAAUAUAAGAUUUAUUUACAAGUGACUUAUUGUACGAUAACGUUUGUGUAUUCGUUUCUCCGAGGCCGAUUACACAACUGAGACGUUCUGUUAUGGAUAUAGUGUAAUAUCAGAAAUUAAACAUUUUAGGAUAUAUCACAUUCGAGUAAGCUAAAAACCAAAGGUGCCCUUCAUAGAAAGAUUACGUUUUGUUGAUAAUAUUUCAAGUUGAAUGAUUUUAAAUGAAGUUGUAUGUAAUGAUGACGAUACUUUUGUUUUAGUCUCGAUAGUGUUAGCGUAUUUAAAUGAAUUUUCAUUAAUAUCUCAAAUUAUAUUUACCUAAUGCUUUUUAGUAAUUUUUAUAAUGUUCGAUCACUCGUUAAAGCGCUGGCACACUAGCGUUGGUUUACGAUCCUUCUAUCUGUAUAUGGGAUAAAGAUGAAAUGCAAUAAUGUAAAGAUGUAACAAUCGUUACGCGAGGCCCUCGGCGUCGCUCGUGAAGUGCAGUACACUGCCGAACGCGCCCCACCCGCGCUCGGGCUCGCAUCGUGCGCGCCGACCGCCCUGAUGUCUACUCGUCUGUCCGCACCCUAAUGUCUCGUGCCUUGUGGAAACUUCUCCCUGAAACCGCGUCAAUCUCGAACCGCGUGAACAUUUUCCGUUGUUUUCUUUUGGACUCGGUAGACAUUUCGGUCUCUCCGUGCGUACGAUGCGACAUCAUCGAGCAGGGUUCAGUCUCGCUGGGAGAAUUUAGCCUUGGCCUUAUGAGAGUUAAAUAACUAUAUGUAAUCAUUAUAUUAUUAAUUAUUAGUAAUAAUUAUACGGCGACACGCGCCAAGCUGAAUAGUAAAACAGUUAUUCUAUUUGCAUGCUUUGACGAGCUUUUUGGUAAUACUAAUUUAAAACUUAGUAGUAACUUUAAUUGUGUAAUCUUUAGGUAAAUAUUAUAAUACUAGAUAAGGGUAUUUAUUGUAGACGAUCUGCAUAGUUACGUUACAAUUAAUUGAAAGUUAUUCUUACAUAAUAAUGAAGCAGUGUAUGAUGUUGAAUCUAUUGUGUUAGGGUUAAUCAAAUGGAAAAUUAAUAUAUUUUUUAUUUUUAGCUAGUUGAGUAUCGCGUAUAGAAGGUACUCGCUGAGCGCGUCACACGCGCGACGCGAAUUUGUCACUUCGUUUCGGAUGCGAAAUAGCAAUAAACCAAAAAUGAAUUCUUAAUGUUUAUAUUAUAGGUAUCUAGAAACGUAUUCCGCUGAUGUAAACAUUUAAAAAUUAUACAAAAAAAAAAGUAAAAAAAAAUAAUAUAAAUAAAUCCCUGCUUAGGCUAUUUUAAUAAGAUUUCGGAUAUUUCGGUUGAAAUCUUGACGCGACAGAUAUCAAGUGAGCGUUCACUGGAUCCUCGUCGUGAGCCGGUUUAUUCCGCAUGUGAAUUCUUAUGAAAGUCUCUUAGUCAAUAUUUAAUAGAAAUAUGUCAAUUUUUGACUUAGCAAAAUUUUAUACGUUAUUUAUAGUGACUGUAACUAUCACGAUAUACCGAGCGUCAUGGCGUAUAGACCAAAGAUAAAAGAUAUACAUUACUUAAUACUAACCUCAAACCAAACGUACCAAACAUUAUCUCGUGGCCUACACACUGACAGACGGAUUUUAAAUCGAUUGUAUACAUAUAUAUAUAUAUAUAUAUAUAUAUAUAUAUAUAUACAGAUAUUACGCAAACGUUCUAAUUAUAUACAUAAUAUGUAUUGUAAUGGCGAUUUUAAAUCGUAACUUGUUUUUCCGGGUAAUUGAUAUAAACGCUUAUAUAUAUAUUCAACAUUGCAAAAUAAUUAGUUUUCAGUUUAAUGUAAAAAUCGACGUCAAUGUGUGGAGCCAGCAUUAGUUAAAUCUCUUAGAAAUAACUAAAUAUUUAUAAAAAAAAAUAUUGAUCGAUUUUUAAUUUAUAACGAAAUUCCUAAAAAUAUAAAACUCGGUUUCUCUUGGUAUUCGUAUUUCACUGUCUGUUUUAAUAGUUAAGCUAAGUCAAUGUUUACUUAUUUAAUUCGAUAUAUAACGCUAAUUCGUAUGUAAGUUGUGUAAUAGUGUAUUAGUGAUCUCCCAAAACUUCGGCGCCCGGAGUCCCCGACCGCGGAUAAUACAACGAAAAGUUUUAAAUUUCUUUUCCGUUGUUAUUUCCCAAGCUGCGUGGUAACUUCAGCUCUAUUUAUUUAUAGCCUCUCGCUGUGCAAAUGAUUUAGGAAUUUAAAAAGCUAUUAAGAUCUUUUAUAUAAAUAUAUAUCUCUACGUAACUAUAUAUAAAUUGGAGGAGAAACUAUUUUUCGUAUAUAUAUAAAAGUAACCACGAAGCUUGUCGAUUGAGUUACGUUACUACUUACGGCAGUACUAUCGCGUGCUAUCCGAGGGGAGGUGAGGCGUCGCGAGAGGGGCUCGGGCGCCGCCAUGAUUCCGUCCAACCGUAGCUAGCGAGUAAGAGACGUCCAGUGGCUACGAACACGGCUACGUCAUUUGCGGGACUACUCGAGACAUAUCAUCGUGUAAUAUUAAUGUGUAAUUAGAAUUAAUAUGCGGUUUCAUAGAGACUUUUAUUCAGUAUACUCGUCUACUACUUGUAAUGCAUUCGGCUACAUGUCACGCUAUAUCAGUAUCGAGUUUACGUUGUCGGAACCGACGCUUGGAAUUCGCUCCACUCCGUCUUCGAAUAUUUUCGCUUCGGUGUUACGUUGUAUGGGAAACGAGCCGGUGAAUGAUUUGUUGAAGUUUAUCGUUGAAUCGAGUAGCUUGUUCUCGGAGUGUCGGCUGGAGCCGCGUGACAUUGGCCCGCAUGUGAUAGGGUAGUGUAGGGGGUAGCGUCGCCUUGCAAGUUAGGUUAAGUGAAGCGGUAAGACACAAACACCGUACAUCGGAAACAUAUCAAUACUGUGCCCCUUAAUAAAUAAUUAAAUACUAAUCUAAGAGAUACAUAUGAAUAGCAUAAACAAAAUAAUCGUUCGGAGUAUCAGAUAUAUACUAAGUGUUGUUUUCGUACGUUGAACAAUUAAUGAGGCGGUUAGGACGUUUUCGAGAUGUGAAUCGUUACGCAUAGUACCCGAGUAGUUGCGCGCAAUUUAUUUUAACUUACCGCAAUAGAUCUUUAAAUGUAUUUUUUAUUGUUAUACUUAGGCUAAUGUUUAAUAUGGCUUAAUUACCAAAAUAUUUUUAGCGAUUCGCUUCGUAUUCAGUAUUAAAGAACUUUUGAUUUUCCGUGACGGGAGCUAGCGCGUUGCUAGGUCUUAUUUGUAUAUCGAGCAAAUUAAAUCAUACAAAAUAUAUAGUUAGUAAUUAAUUGUUAGAUUUGUGUGACUUGAAUUAUUUAAAGCUUUUAGAGCAGAGGUAACGUGUUAUUGUGAUUUAAGAAAUAAAAAAAAAAACAUAAUGACAUUGUAAAAAAUAGUGAUAAAUUUAGCUUAAUUAUUAUCAUUAUUACAAUUUUUAUAGAUGUUCAUUAAUUUUCUUUCCUUACUUCAUGGACUAUUGUGGCAUUGGAGACGUCAUUGUUAAUUCAAAUAAAAUUGAGCUCAUCCUCAAUCGAAGUUUUCAUUCAACCGAUCCCUUCGAACUCGCUACCGAUCAAGUCUCCAAACAGAUAUUGACCGAAGUUCUUCAGAGAUUCAGCUAAACUUUUCAAUUAAACGUGUUUUAUUGGACAAGAAACAUUCUAUUCGAACAAAUUAAUGAAUUAUUCGAGUUUACUGUUCUAUUUUGUCAAUUUUCUUGUUAUAAUUGAGACAUAUUAGUAAAAUAUAGGUGUAUUAUAGAAUAACCCAAAUUAGAUAUAAUUAUUAAACAGUUGGCUUUGGAAUAUGCUUUGUAGAUUAACUGCUUUCUCGCGUCAUCUUGUAAAACGAUUUUAUUUUGUGUAAUUACGAAUGCAAUUGUUUUACAACGAAGAUGUUAUAAAAUGUGGAAGCGCUAAUAAACUUUCUUAUUUCGAUAAUGAUUUUGUGAAAGUGUUGUAUUUAUGUUAUAAUUAGUUUUAAAGCAUUAUAGGGUCCAAAGAUUGGGAAUAAAACAUAUGUGACAAAAUA
Nymphalis io (European peacock) is the source of this 6156-nucleotide messenger RNA. RefSeq names its product protein couch potato-like (gene cpo). Lineage: Eukaryota; Metazoa; Arthropoda; Insecta; Lepidoptera; Nymphalidae. Gene Ontology annotation, molecular function: mRNA binding. The record is from RefSeq and is a predicted model, not a curated record. Bases 851 to 1825 code for a protein of 324 amino acids. The transcript has 10 exons.